This is a messenger RNA of Procambarus clarkii (red swamp crayfish), 1119 nucleotides long. NCBI's taxonomy places the organism in Eukaryota, Metazoa, Arthropoda, Malacostraca, Decapoda, Cambaridae. The record is from RefSeq and is a predicted model, not a curated record.
AUGGAGGAGCUGAAGCAGUUGAUUGUUAUGGAAAAGUUCAUGUCGAUGCUCCAUCCGGAACUCAAGGUCAGAGUAAAGGAGGCAGGAAUAAAGGACCUUAAAGCUGCAGCGGACCGAGCCGACAUGCUGGAGGAGUCCACGCCAAGUCCCCAGCCGCCCACGCCAAGUCCCCAGCCGCCCACGCCAAGUCCCCAGUCGCCCACGCCAAGUCCCCAGCCGCCCACGCCAAGUCCCCAGUCGCCCACGCCAAGUCCCCAGCCGCCCACGCCAAGUCCCCAGCCGCCCACGCCAAGUCCCCAGCCGCCCACGCCAAGUCCCCAGUCGCCCACGCCAAGUCCCCAGCCGCCCACGCCAAGUCCCCAGUCGCCCACGCCAAGUCCCCAGCCGCCCACGCCAAGUCCCCAGCCGCCCACGCCAAGUCCCCAGCCGCCCACGCCAAGUCCCCAGUCGCCCACGCCAAGUCCCCAGCCGCCCACGCCAAGUCCCCAGUCGCCCACGCCAAGUCCCCAGCCGCCCACGCCAAGUCUCCAGUCGCCCAUGUUGUCGAACAGACUGCAUACGUAUUCAAGACCUGGGUUUUCCAAGGUUGGUGAGAGAGGCGCCCUGGCCGGGGCGCGGAGCCGCUUGGGCGUCUUCCUGGACGACGAGAUCUCCGCCUGGGCCUUCUUCACCUCCGUGGCUGAUGGCACCUUCGCUCUUGUUGAGCGGUGUUACACCACUCCCACUACUGCCACUCCCACUACUGCCACUCCCACUACUUCCACUCCCAUUACUGCACCUCCCAAACCUGCCACUCCCAAUUCUAUCACUCCUAAUACUGCCACUCCCAAUUCUGCCGCUCCCAAUACUGCCACUCCCUCUAUCGCCACUCCCAAUACAGCCACUCUAACUACUUCAACUCCCACUACUGCCACUACCAAUACUGUCACUCACAUUACUGUCACUCCCACUUUUGCCACUCCCAUUACUACCACUCCCACUACCGCCACUCCCAAUACUGCUACUCCAACUACUGCCACUUCCAAUACUGCCACUUCUACUACUGCCUCUCCCACUACUUCCACUCCCACUAUUGCCACUCCUAAUAUUGCCUUUCCAAAUACUGAAAACUCCCACUAA